Messenger RNA from Trichomonas vaginalis G3, 1287 nucleotides. Its product is annotated as spectrin binding. Lineage: Eukaryota; Parabasalia; Trichomonadida; Trichomonadidae. The transcript has a single exon. Bases 1 to 1287 code for a protein of 428 amino acids. The record is from RefSeq and is a predicted model, not a curated record.
AUGGUACAAGUCACAGCAUUGUGUAAUGAAAUAGAACGUGUAAGCAUUCUUAGAGAAUGCGGGAAACUGAAGAUCAAGAUAAAUGAGCAAAGAAUCGAAACAUUGAAGUCUUCAGCAGUAUGCUUUUCAGAUCUCAUUAAAGAAAAAUGCAUUUUGAAUAAACAGAUAUCAUCUGUUGAAACAGAUCUAUAUAUCAAGUGCAAGGAUUCAAUCAACAUACUCAAAAAAUUUAUAGACACAGGAAUUCUUGAAUUUCAAGAAGAUGAAGAUCAUUAUCAUGAUAUAUUUGAAUUCGGGAAAUAUUUUCGUAACCAAUUCUUGAUACAACUGUAUAUAAAACAUAUCAAAUCAGAUAGUUCCAUUACCAAUGAAAACGUGUUUCCGAAGUAUGAAAUUUCUAUUUUUGAAAACGAUUUAACAACACAAAAUCAAUGCCUUGAAUAUAUUUCAUCACACUUAUAUUGCUUGAAUGAUGCUCAUAUUAUCGAGUAUACAGUUCAAUUUGGAUAUGACUUCUUCGAAAAAAUUUUAACUUCUAAAUCUCUAAAAAUUGAAAAAGAGGAUAAAUUAUGCAUGUUACUCCUCGAAAUUUGUAAACAGGACAAUAAAUUCUUUGAUUUAUUUAGAUACAUUUCAUUAGAAUAUUGCACUUCUCAUACAUUUGAAGAAAUUUAUAUUUUUUCAGUUGAAAACUCAUUCGAACCAAUUCUUUUAAAGAUUUACUAUGAUAUACUGAAACACUCGAACAAAAUUAGAAAACUUGAAAUAUCAGACAGUUCUAAUUCAUUAUUUGAAAAAUAUUUACAGAAAAAUCAGUUUGAAAUAUCAAUUAAUGAUGCUCAUGAAUUUGUCCUCAUUUCCGAAAGAAUUAAUGCAGAAUUUUCUUCGUCAUCUGUGAAAUUUGGAAAAAUAACAGAUAUUAAUACUUAUUCAAUUCAUAAUGAUUUCACGACACGUUGUGACUCAGCUAAUCAAUGGGUUCGUGUUGAUCUCAAAGGUUAUAAAUUAAAACCAAGUUCUUAUAUUUUACUUUCAGCAUUCACUUCGUCCUAUCUUUUGAGAUUUUGGAGGCUAGAAGGUAUAAAGGAAAAUGGCUCAACUGUUAUUUUGGAUAAUAAAAAUUAUUCAUUUCAGCAUAAUGAAACUAAAGAAUUUCCACUCCAAACAAGCGACUAUUUUGUUGCUUUCAAGCUAAUUCAGACAGGAAAAAAUCAACACAAUAAAGACGAUGAUAAUGAAUUAAGUAUCCAAGUUUUUGAUUUCAAAGGCGAAUUAAUUAAAAUUUAA